AUGCCAUUUCUAGCAUCAUUUAUGGGAAUCAAAUCUCCAAUGCCUUACACACAAUUGGACGACUUAAGUAAAACAAAGGUUAGCAAUGGGAUGAACUUCGCUCAUGGUGGUACCGGUGUUUUCAACACAUGGAUGAAGAAGGAACCAAAUAUGACCAUACAAAUCGAUACUUUUAAACAGUAUAUUGCAGAUGGAGUUUACACCAAAAGCGACCUUGACGAGUCCAUGGCCGUUGUUUCUAGCUCUGGUAAUGACUACACACAAUAUAACGCAGUUUACCAUGGCACCCAUGAGGGAUAUCAAGCGUUUGUUGCAAAAGUCAUAGAUCAGUUAGAGUUGAAUAUAAGAGAAAUUAAAAAGACGGGAGUGAACAAAGUGGUAAUGCUGACUAUGCAACCUCUUGGAUGUCUUCCUUACAAGGAAAAAACUUUAUCCUACGAAAAGUGCGACAAACCUUUAAACAAUGACACCAUAUAUCACAACACGUUUCUGCAAAAAGCUGUUCAGAGGCUCAACAAGGAAACAACUGAUUCUCCAUUUCAUAUUCUCGAUCUCUAUAGCGCUUUCAUGUCUGUGAUCAAUAAACGAGGAGGAGGAGCAAACAACUCGCACUAG
This is a messenger RNA of Papaver somniferum (opium poppy), 615 nucleotides long. Its product is annotated as GDSL esterase/lipase At3g09930-like. The transcript is spliced from 2 exons. The record is from RefSeq and is a predicted model, not a curated record. NCBI's taxonomy places the organism in Eukaryota, Viridiplantae, Streptophyta, Magnoliopsida, Ranunculales, Papaveraceae. Gene Ontology annotation, molecular function: hydrolase activity, acting on ester bonds. The coding region runs from base 1 to 615 and encodes 204 amino acids.